AUGACGUUAUGGACCAUGAUAUGCACAAUCAGUCCACCUGGGCCCCUCAUAGACUAUGCUGUGCUUACAAUGUGUGGUACAACUUCACCGACCCCCAGGAUAGUCGGAGGAGAAGAUGCUUCUCCGGGCAGUUGGCCCUGGCAGGCUAGUCUGCACGAGUUUGAAAACUACUUCUGUGGAGGAUCUCUCAUCAACAAGGAAUGGGUUAUGACUGCUGCCCAUUGCGUGUCAAGGACCGAUUCAAAUGGGCUGACUGUGUACUUGGGUCGACACACCCUGUCGACCGUCAAUCCCAAAGAAGUGUCCCGAAGUGUGAUUGAAAUGGUCUUGCAUCCCACUUUCAACGCUGAUAGCUAUGACAACGAUGUUGCUCUGCUGAGACUCAGUUCUCCUGUGCAGUUUACGAACUUCAUCAGACCAGUUUGUCUGGCAGCCAGUGGAAGUGUAUUCAACAGUGGCACAGACAGCUGGGUGACUGGUUGGGGACGUAUUGGAGAAGAAGAUGCACUCUCACAAACACUUCAAGAAGUUGAGGUUCCAGUGGUGGGUAACAGACAGUGCAACUGCCUAAAUGGGCUCGGAAGUGUGACGGAUAACAUGAUGUGUGCUGGACUACUCGGAGGGGGAAAAGACGCUUGCGAUGGUGACUCUGGAGGUCCGAUGAUGAGCCAGCAGGAUAAGAGAUGGGUGCAGUCUGGAGUCAUCAGCUGGGGAUACGGCUGUGCCAAACCUCAACUUCCUGGAGUUUAUUCAAGAGUAUCCCGUUUCCAGUCUUGGAUCAGCUCCACAAUCCAGAGUGACCCGCCUGGAUUCGUUGUGUUCUCCAGCCCAGGACCUGAUGCUGACAGUGGCUUCACCUGCCCCUGA
Molecule: messenger RNA, 867 nt
Organism: Engraulis encrasicolus (European anchovy)
Lineage: Eukaryota; Metazoa; Chordata; Actinopteri; Clupeiformes; Engraulidae
Product: testisin-like
Exons: 5
Coding region: 1-867 (288 amino acids)
Biological process (GO): proteolysis
Molecular function (GO): serine-type endopeptidase activity
Source: RefSeq, a predicted model, not a curated record